This is a messenger RNA of Pelmatolapia mariae (spotted tilapia), 2440 nucleotides long. Its product is annotated as oocyte zinc finger protein XlCOF6-like. The transcript is spliced from 6 exons. Gene Ontology annotation, biological process: regulation of gene expression. The record is from RefSeq and is a predicted model, not a curated record. Gene Ontology annotation, cellular component: nucleus. Lineage: Eukaryota; Metazoa; Chordata; Actinopteri; Cichliformes; Cichlidae. The coding region runs from base 1 to 2394 and encodes 797 amino acids.
AUGAUUACAGGGUUCUUGCUGAUCGGCACUGGCUUAGCCCUGGCUUAUCGAAGAAUAAAGAAAGCAGAAACGGCUGUUCAAAUCCCCACAAGGCUGCCCACUAUGUUGAUUGGAACAAUGGAGCGAGCUGUGGCUUCUCAGAAUGGGUUCAUUCUACGCAGCACGGAUGACAUCUUGGAGAAGCUUGUGGCUGCUGUGAAGGGAGACAUGCAAGCAUGGGACCUCUCAGACUCGCCAGACUCCGAAUUGCCCGAGUAUUACUUUGACACCCACUGUGAUGAUGUGAUGCUGAGGCUCAAGACAUUCCGAUUCAUCCCCGCCACACGCCUAUACGCUAAGGGAAAUGAGAGUAAGGAUAUAAGCACACUGCCCCACUCCACUGACGACCUGCUGUUGGCCAACACCCUCAACGACUCUUACUGCUGGUUUGAUGAGCCAUCAAGCAGCCUUGACACCUCCACCUUCCCCAACAAUAGAGACACUUUGGUCCAUCAUCCCCCCACCUCCCCACUCCCACCAGCACAGAGCCAUCACCACCAUCAAAGACUUCACCCACAGGAGCCCCCUCCUCACUCCACAGCUAUGAGGAUUUCACACCACCUUCUCCCACUACAACCCUUCAUAUUCAUGAUUGUUUCCUCUGUUUGGAAAGAGUUCCAGCUUCAUCACGGAGUUUCUCUCGGUUUGUGGGCUCAUCUAAAGGACCAACGUGGAUCGAGAAGUCAGCGCUCUCAGGAGGCCGACAAUUUUGUUGAAGAAGAAGAAGAACAAGUGGAAAAAUACAACCGUGACGAGUUUGGGGAAGAUUUCACUGUGAAAGCUUCCCUAAAAAUGCAUCAGGUCAUCCACACUGGAGAGAGACCAUUCAGCUGUGGAGACUGUGGAAAGUCUUUUACCAGGUCUGGAAGCUUAAAAACACACCAACUAAUCCACACUGGAGAGAGACCGUUCAGCUGUGACGAGUGUGGAAAGUCUUUUACCAGGUCUGGAAGCUUAAAAACACACCAACUUAUUCACACUGGAGAGAGACCGUUCAGCUGUGGCGAGUGUGGAGAGUCUUUUACCCACUCUGGAAACUUAAAAACACACCAACUCAUCCACACUGGAGAGAGACCGUUCAGCUGUGGAGUGUGUGGAAAGUCUUUUACGCAGUCUGGACACUUAAAAACACACCAACUGAUCCACAGUGGAGAGAGACCGUUCAGCUGUGGAGACUGUGGAAAGUCUUUCACCAGGUCUGAAAGCUUAAAAAGACACCAACUCAUCCACAGUGGAGAGAGACCUUUGAGCUGUGACGAGUGUGGAAAGUCUUUUACCAGGUCUGGAAGCUUAAAAACACACCAACUUAUUCACACUGGAGAGAGACCGUUCAGCUGUGGCGAGUGUGGAGAGUCUUUUACCCACUCUGGAAGCUUAAAAACACACCAACUUAUCCACACUGGAGAGAGACCGCUCUGCUGUGACAAGUGUGGAAAGUCUUUUACCCACUCUGGAAGCUUAAAAACACACCAACUCAUCCACACUGGAGAGAGACUGUUCAGCUGUGGAGAGUGUGGAAAGUCUUUUACCCAGUCUGGACACUUAAAAACACACCAACUGAUCCACAGUGGAGAGAGACCGCUCAGCUGUGGAGACUGUGGAAAGUCUUUCACCAGGUCUGAAAGCUUAAAAAGACACCAACUCACCCACAGUGGAGAGAGACCAUUCAGCUGUGACGAGUGUGGAAAGUCUUUUACGCAGUCUGGACACUUAAAAAGACACCAACUCAUCCACAGUGGAGAGAGACCAUUCAGCUGUGAUGAAUGUGGAAAGUCUUUUACCCACUCUGGAAACUUAAAAACACACCAACUCAUCCACACUGGAGAGAGACCGUUCAGCUGUGGAGACUGUGGAGAGUCUUUUACCCACUCUGGACACUUAAAAACACACCAACUCAUCCACAGUGGAGAGAGACCAUUCAGCUGUGACGAGUGUGGAAAGUCAUUUAUGCGCAUUUCAAACUUAAAAAGACACCAACUCAUCCACAGUGGAGUUAAAGCGUACACCUGUGAUCAGUGUGGCAGAGCUUUUACUCACAGUUACAGCUUACAGAGUCAUCUAGUUACCCACUCUGGAAUUAAGGCGUACAGCUGUGACAUUUGUGGAAAAACUUUCAGCCGGAUAGGGAGCCGAAAUACACACCUAUGCAUUCACACCAGACAUGAUGCGUACAGCUGUGAUCAGUGUGGUAAACAGUUUACCACAAACACAGAGUUACGACGUCACAUGUUUACCCACACUGAGGAACGACCUUAUAAAUGUGACCUGUGUGAGAAGACUUUUAAAUCUCCACGUUACCUGAAAGCACACCAACAGAUCCACACCAGAAAGACUCUACAAGUGCAGUUACUGUGAGGUAUGUAUUUAUAUUUUUAUCUUGUCAGCCCGACUGUUUGAAACA